GUGGGACCUGUUGGGAAGCCCGCCCCUUCGCAGAGGCACCUCGUGCAGCCGCCCCAGCCUGCGCCAGACCGGGAGAGCGGUUCUGGCGCCCGGACGUGGCUCGGGCCGCAGGAGAUCAUAAAAUUCUUCUGCGACUUCAGAGACUGGCUUGUGAGUCAUCUUUCUUUUCUCUCCCACGGGUGGGUGGCUGGCUGGCACGAUGCCCGGCGCUGACAAAAACCUGCAGAAAGGAGAAUGUUAGAAGCCUGAGAAAAGAGGACAGGACUCCCUUGCUAGCAAAGAGCCUCUUCUGAUUUCGCUCCACAGACGCUGCCGUGUGCCAGGCGCCCCUGCCCCCACCCCACAACUCACCCACCCAGGAAGAUGCUGAGAUCAACCAUCAGCCUCACUCUGCUUUUGGCAGUGCUCCAAGUCAGCCAUGGCCAACGAAUCAAAAGACUAACGGCUUGUUUGAGCAAUCAAACCCUGCGGAUAGACUGUGCCUACGAACGGAAAACUACCAAUCCUCUAUCCUACGAAUUCCGCCUGUUCAAGGGCAGCGGUGAUGGAACAGUGGUGGCCGGCAACUCCAGUGUGGCCAGUGCUCCUUACAAGCUUCGGACCAACAUCACUGCCAACAACAACCUUGUGUGCCUGUACCUCAAUGGCUUCACAACCAGCGAUGAGGGAGUCUACACCUGCAAGUUGAAGAUCAUCAAUGAUUAUGAAGACAUGCAGUCCAGGGACAUCACUGUGGUCAAAGCCCAGUUGGCGAGAUGCGCCGGGAUCAGCGUCUUCAUCCAGAACACCUCCUGGCUCCUGCUGCUCCUCCUGUCGCUCCCAUUGCUGCAAGCUGUGGAUUUUGUGUCGCUUUGAAGGGAGAAGAAAAGCAGCGUGGGGGGAGAGGGGCACCGGGAGGUUGGGGGGGAAAGGAAGGAAGGAAGGAAGGAAGGAAGGAAGGAAGGAAGGAAGGAAGGAAGGAAGGAAGGAAGGAAGGAAGGAAGGAAGGAAGGAAGGACAGCCUGUCACACAAGUCUAAACCUAUCCAGGGAACGUGGGCCUCUUCCUGGAGGUUUUGGAAAAAGGAGGCCGGUGUGGACUAUGGAUUUGAGCUGAAAGGCAGAACGGUUUUCUCUUAAUCUUCUCUCUCUCUCUCUCUCUCUCUCUCUCUCUCUCUCUCUCUCUCUCU
This is a messenger RNA of Crotalus tigris (Tiger rattlesnake), 1168 nucleotides long. It is a transcript of the gene THY1, whose product is annotated as Thy-1 cell surface antigen. The record is from RefSeq and is a predicted model, not a curated record. The coding region runs from base 364 to 855 and encodes 163 amino acids. The transcript has 5 exons. Lineage: Eukaryota; Metazoa; Chordata; Lepidosauria; Squamata; Viperidae.